Messenger RNA from Dictyostelium purpureum, 204 nucleotides. RefSeq lists its product as uncharacterized. The coding region runs from base 1 to 204 and encodes 67 amino acids. The record is from RefSeq and is a predicted model, not a curated record. The transcript has a single exon. Lineage: Eukaryota; Evosea; Eumycetozoa; Dictyosteliales; Dictyosteliaceae.
AUGAAAAAUAAUUUUAUAGCUUUAGUUUUAUUAAUAUUAUUAUUUUCAAUUCAAUUGGCAUAUUCCUUUGACCCAAAAAAAUGUUCAAUGUGUACUACCGCAGUAGAUUUAUUAAGACGUGUUGAUAGCCCAGAGGAUAGAGAAAACAUUAUCAAAUAUAGAUUGUGUCUAAAGUUUAAAAAGGUAUUUAUAGCAAUUACUUAA